Messenger RNA from Fusarium pseudograminearum CS3096, 648 nucleotides. RefSeq lists its product as uncharacterized. Gene Ontology annotation, molecular function: SNAP receptor activity. Bases 1 to 648 code for a protein of 215 amino acids. NCBI's taxonomy places the organism in Eukaryota, Fungi, Ascomycota, Sordariomycetes, Hypocreales, Nectriaceae. The transcript is spliced from 3 exons. Gene Ontology annotation, cellular component: endoplasmic reticulum membrane; endoplasmic reticulum-Golgi intermediate compartment; ER to Golgi transport vesicle membrane. The record is from RefSeq and is a predicted model, not a curated record. Gene Ontology annotation, biological process: endoplasmic reticulum to Golgi vesicle-mediated transport; retrograde vesicle-mediated transport, Golgi to endoplasmic reticulum; vesicle fusion with Golgi apparatus.
AUGAUCAGCUCCACGCAAAUAUCAAGGCUUGAUGGCCUAAUGCUCUGCGCCUCGGUCGAUGAUGAACAGACCGAGUCCACCCUCGCAGAGACCAAGCAGAACGUGCGCCAAGUCCUCCGCAAGCUCACCCGCAACUCCGAGUCCCAAGCCUCCAUCGAGACGCCCAACCACACGCUGCACUACCUCAUCGACUCGGACAUCGUCUUCCUCGCCAUCUGCGCUCCCUCGUACCCUCGCAAGCUCGCCUUUACCUACCUGGCCGAUCUCGCCCGCGAGUUCACCACCAACUACCCAGCCUCCCAAGUGCACAACCCUGCCCUGCGACCGUACGCUUUUAUGGAAUUCGACACCUUUAUCUCCAAGACGAAAACCACAUACGCCGACUCUCGUGCCACGGCCAACCUCGACAAGCUCAACGACGAGCUGCGUGAUGUCACAAAGGUCAUGACCAAGAACAUUGAGGAUUUGCUGUAUCGUGGAGAUAACCUGGAGCGCAUGGGCGAGAUUAGCUCGAGGCUGCGAGAUGACAGCAAAAAGUACCGACGGGCUGCCGUGCGCAUCAACUGGGAGCUUCUGCUUAAGCAGUAUGGUCCCUUUGGCGCCCUUGGCUUCAUCAUCAUCUUUUUCCUGUAUUGGCGAUUCUUUUAA